GUCUUGGAGAUAUAUGCCUACAUAUAUGGUUUUUAGUUGGAUAUGUUUUUAAUAUAUGAAUAUUUGCAUGAUAAAUGAUCCUUUCGAAACUUUCUACGUCUCGAAUGGAGUAAAGGAAACAUUAUUAUCUACAAGUUCACUUUUUUAUGUGAUGAAUUAUAGAUUUUGAUAACUAAUGGAUAAAAAGGUUUGAUUUGUUAUUUACCUUUUGUUCUUGGUGCUUAGGUCUUACCAAAUUCUUUUUCUUUCUAAAUUGUGGUUUAAUUAGCCUCCUUUAACUUCUCAAAAAAAAAUUCUUUAAAAGCACCGACGAUUUUAUUAACCACAAAAAUUGAUUUUAUUUUCUUCUUUCAGUUGCGCUUAAUUAUUACUUCAAUUUCAAUCAUCUCACCAUGCCCUAAUCUUAACGAUUUUCAAGAAAUGAUAAAUGUAAAACCAAUAGAGCAGAUAAUUUCAAACAACACUUCGCAACAACAACUACAAACAUUCAUCGCCACCACAGAGAGACCAAACCACACCGCAUCCAAAAGCGGAUCCGGCGCCAGAAAUGACAACAACACUGCUACUACGAUGGAAAGUAGAAAAGCGAGGCCGCUAGAGAAAGUGAAUUGUCCAAGAUGUAACUCAACCAACACAAAGUUUUGUUAUUACAACAACUAUAGUCUCACGCAACCAAGAUACUUCUGCAAAGGUUGUCGAAGGUAUUGGACCGAAGGUGGCUCUCUUCGUAACGUUCCUGUGGGAGGAAGCUCAAGAAAGAACAAGAGAUCCUCAACACCUUUAGCUUCGCGGUCCAAUCCCAAGCUUCCAGAUCUAAACCCACCGUUUCUUUUCGCAAGCCAAAUCCCUAAUAAGUCGUCAAAAGAUCUCAACUUGUUGUCUUUCCCAGUCAUGCAAGAUCAUCAUCAUGGUAUGUCUCAGUUACUUCAUAUGCCCAAGAUCGAGAACAACAAUACUUCAUCUUCAAUAUAUGCUUCAUCAUCUCCUGGAGCCUCUUCAAGAGGCAUGAACAUGUUCUUGCCUGGUCAAAUGAUGGAUUCAAACUCAGUCCUUUACUCAUCUUUAGGGCUCCCAACAUUAAUGGCUGAUUACAAACUGAGUAACAAUAAUCUUUCGUUCUCCACUGAUCAUCAUCAAGGGAUUGGACAUAACACCAUCAACAAUAACCAAAGAGCUGAAGAUAACAAUCAUGCUGGUGAUAUGAAUGGAGCGAGUAGGGUGUUGUUCCCUUUUUCAGACACGAAAGAGCUUUCAAGCACAAACCAAGAGAAGAGCCAUAAUACAUAUUGGAGUGGGAUGUUCAGUAAUACAGGAGGAUCUUCGUGGUGAAGAAGGUAUCAUGAACUUCAUAGCUUUUCUUCUCUUUUUCACUUUAUUACCUCCUUAUUCUAUCAUAUUUUUACUUUGAUGAUCUUUUGUUUUUCUCACAUGGGGUACUUUAGUUAAAGUUGUCAGAACUUAGUUUAGAGAUUGUCCUUUUAUUUUAUCUUCUCUGUUUCUUUUAUAUAUAUUUCAUAAUGGGGUUUGAUGGUAUUUUUUUAGUAUCAAAAGGGUCUUUGUAUCAUAGGGGAAUGGUGAGGGAUAUGAGGAUAGAAGAAUAAGUGAAUGCGAGGACUGUGUGUGUAUUCAUCAUUUCUUCCAUCUGUCGAAGUAUUUGUGCAAUCUAUUCUUCUUUUUUUUCCGACAAGUCAAAAACUUUAUUAAUGAUGUAAUCUAUUAAUAAUGAUGUAAACUUUAUUUUUUGUGUAAUCUAUUCAUGUUUUUCU
This is a messenger RNA of Raphanus sativus (radish), 1766 nucleotides long. RefSeq names its product dof zinc finger protein DOF3.7. The record is from RefSeq and is a predicted model, not a curated record. Lineage: Eukaryota; Viridiplantae; Streptophyta; Magnoliopsida; Brassicales; Brassicaceae. Gene Ontology annotation, molecular function: DNA-binding transcription factor activity; DNA binding. Gene Ontology annotation, biological process: regulation of DNA-templated transcription. The transcript has 2 exons. Bases 421 to 1329 code for a protein of 302 amino acids.